This is a messenger RNA of Rhizophagus irregularis DAOM 181602=DAOM 197198, 753 nucleotides long. RefSeq lists its product as uncharacterized. Gene Ontology annotation, molecular function: GTP binding. The record is from RefSeq and is a predicted model, not a curated record. Lineage: Eukaryota; Fungi; Glomeromycota; Glomeromycetes; Glomerales; Glomeraceae.
AUGGCAACGAAAAAAUUCCCAAGGAAACAUAAUAAACGACCAAAGCUCAAAGGUGGUCCAAGACCAAGUCCACGUCUGGUCGAAGGUGUGGGAAAAAGCACUCUUGGAAAUUUUCUUGUUGGGGCACUACAGGGUAAUGAACUUUUCCCUACCUCUGCAAAAAUGGAAACUGUUACAAAAGUGUGUUCUGCAGGAAUUAUGUUAAUCGACGACGUACAAUAUAACAUAGUUAACACACCUGGACUUUUUGACACUGAGCAAGGUUCAACUCCGAUACUUGAAAAAAUUUCCGAGGUUGUCAACAAAUGUGCUCAUGGGGUUAAGGCUAUCCUUAUUGUGUUCGAAGCCCAAAGGUUUACUAAUGAACAGAGGAAUGUUUUAGAUAAAAUAAGAAAGUUUUUAGGAAAAGAUGCAACCAAUAACAUUAUUUUAGUUUUUUCAAAGGCAAAUAGAGUACAGACUAAUAAUAAAAAUGUAAUGGAAAGAGAUUGUGUCAGAACUGUUAGUUCUUUUAUUCAAGUUAUUGGAAACCGUUGGGGCAUCUCUCCGAACCCUGACAUUUUUCCGCCUGAUGAAGAAACUUUUAGAGUACGACUAAGGGAAAUCAAGGAUUUGAUCGUUAGUAUACAGGGAGUUUAUACCACCACUCAACUUGAGAAAGACCGGGAACUGAUGAAGUUUAUGGUGGCUACAGCCUUUACAUUCAUUACAGCCAUUGUAACUUUUGGAAUCCUUGAUGGUGGGGCUUUGUAG